This is a messenger RNA of Trichobilharzia szidati, 7554 nucleotides long. The record is from the annotation of a GenBank genome assembly. Lineage: Eukaryota; Metazoa; Platyhelminthes; Trematoda; Strigeidida; Schistosomatidae.
AUGCAUGUCGUGCUUUUCUUCACUUUCCUGCAAAUUGUGUAUUGCGACUUUAAAUUAAGUGACUCAAAGUUACUUCUACCGUACUACAGUGUAAACCCUGUAAAUUUUACACUCCAUGGUAGUGAUGGAGCUUGCUAUGAAUGGCAUUCGGGUACACCCGAAGUUGCUGUUGUUAGCCCAAUAGUAACAUCCGAAAGCGGAUGCUCUACCGCAGCUGUUAUCACAGCUGUCUGGCAAUCUCGCCACCGAGCUGUCGCCACUAUAUAUGCUAAGAUAAUAAAUGCUGAACAUAUUGUUAAGUGUGACGUGAUUGUGGACGACAUUCACCGAAUUGAAAUAAGUACGACUACUCAGGAGUUAUACCUUCACAAUACUCCCGUAUCACUUGUUGUGACGGCUUUUGAUGAAUACGGCAAUACAUUCUCAUCUCUUGAAGGUGUACCGUUUGAGUGGCGUAUAUUUGAAAAUAGAUAUGAGGAAUUUGGUGAUGCUCAGAGUGUUUUGAGAUUUAUUACGUGGAGUGAAUCGGAAUAUACAACUCCAAGUACAAUGGCUCUAUUGGAAUCAAAAGGACUUCAGGGCUACAUGCAAUUAAUUAGUGGGUUACGCACUGGCUCGGCUGUCGUUAGUGUUGCUUUACAAGAGUCAAUAUACAGGAAUGUAGACCCAUGUCAAGUCCGUCUACUUGUUAUGGCGAAUGCUCAGCUAAGUCCAGCGUUGGCCUACUUAGUACCGAAUUCUUUAUUGACGUUCACGGUACACGUCAUACAGCAAGGUGAUGACCAGGAGGUGUCAAUGCCAUCUCUUCAGUAUCAUCUACAAGUGAACAAUACAGAUUUAGCUGUCCUUAGCCCACUUGAUGGUUGUACUCUUAAAGCUCUGAAUUAUGGGCAGACGGAAGUUACUCUACUUGAUCGCAAUGUUGAAGAGGCUUUAGAAAAAUUGGACCAAGUUAUGAAAUCAGAAGUAGAAGAGUCAGAUCUUCUUUUGCCAAAACGUAGACGCCCAACUUCACUUAUACAAAUUGUGGAACCAGCCUACUUAGGCUUUACACUCAUGCAAAAGUCCACUAGCAAACAGUCAGACAUAUGUCAGCUGGCAGCAUUCUUGAGUUCAGGGUCAUAUGUUAACCAAAUUGGAUCUGGUUCUCACAUGCCUAUUCGGAAAUGGAUUAUGGAAUCAGGCAAAGUCUAUGUGAUCAGUGUAGAUAUAUACGAUCGUAACAACCACCGUUUAUAUCCAUCAGAUAAUUUACGUCUCACUCUUAAUUUUCCAGAAAGUCAUUUCGAGAUCUUACAGUCAUCAUCAAACCAAACGUAUGUUAUUGUUAAAGCGUCCUCAUCUGGUACAGUGUCUCUCAAAGCAGUAUUAAAAGGUGUUAUUGAUCAGAAUGGAAGCUUUAUUGAAUUCAAUUCAGUGAUAACAGGCAAUCAAGAUGUAACUAUUUACUCACCUAUCAAAAUUCACCCAACCUCGGUCAUAUUACCAUGGUCAACAGAUACAUCACCCUCAUUUAAUCAUACGCUUCCUGGUGCUGGUUACCAGCUGCGUGCUAGUGGAGGAUGCGGACAAUAUAGAUGGACAGCUUUAUCAGCCAAUGCAUUGGAAUACUAUGCUAAUUCUGGUAUAAUACCAGUUAUUGAGUCUCUUACCGAUACUGUCGUGUCUAUUACAAAAACGGGUGUUAUAUCAGCUUUGGAUCUUGGUGAAUCUGUAAUAGUGGCAUCUAGCUUUUCAAAUCCUCAGUUGUGUGGACAUACUAUAGUUCAUGUACGCUCACCUGCUGAAUUGAAGUUCGUGCCAGGACGUAAUGAAGUUCUUAUUCCGUCUCGGCGUAAAACUACAUUUGCCGAUGACUCGUUAUCAUAUACCUAUUUUGUUCAAUCAGCUGAUUCGGAGUGGAACGCACGUGAUGUUUCUGCCAUGAAGUCUAAUUUUGAACGCUUGGCAGUUGGGUUAGCUGUUCGUGAUUCUAAAGGUCAAAGUAUGACUGACUGUAGACAUUUGAAUAUUGAAAUUCAUGCAGUUGAUCCUUCUGUUGUCAAAAUUCUUCCAGGUUUUUAUGCACCACGACCCAAUUCAUCUGCUGACUAUGGAUCAUCUGACCUACUUGAAUGUCUGCAUUUCUAUCUGAUUGGAGUUAAUGUCGGUUUCACGGAAAUCAAAGCAGUUUACAAUCCGUCAUCAUCAUCCGGGAGGGUGGAUGAAUCUUCCGUUAUUGUCGCAAGUUUUCCUGUUGCAGCCUAUCGUAAAAUUGCUUUCAUUGAUCCUGCAUCUGAAACCACUUCUGUUGCAUUAGGUUCAACUCGAAGUAUGCUAGUAACACAUGGACCACAACCCUGGUCUCUCCCACCAUCAGAACAUUAUAUCAAAGUUUAUGCUCAACCUGACUCAGAUAAUGAUAUCUCAUUGCUUCCAACAUUGAUUGAUGAACCAAACUUCUUCAAAAGUAGUAAUAUUAACGAAAAGGAUACUAGACUACCUAUUCAUACUUAUAUGAAUGAUCAAAUCGACAGUCAAGCUCGUUUAAUUUCCUUCAGUCUUCGGUGUGAAGGGAUUGGAAUGUUUGAAUUUGUUGUAGAAAUUGGAAAUCGUCCUACAUCUACUAUUCCGUAUCCUAUGGUUUUGACAUCCAAAUUCACGAUAAUGUGUGACGUUGCAGUCAGUCUUCAGUUGAUGCCCUUGUUCCAGCUUCCCUUGCUUCCUUCGCAUUAUCCACCUUGUCCAUUGGUCAACACAUCGUCUGCUGACUGGUCUCAUGAUAAAUUAAUUUUACCAAAUACCAUAGCAACUGCUGUUAGUCUAGUUCUGUUCGGUUCAGAAAAUCAAGAAUUAGAAUCAGUUGACUCAUUUCUAUUCAAAGUAGUGAUUUCUACAGCUGAAAGUGCAACCAUUAAAGAAAAGCAACAAUUAGUUAAAAAUUUCAAUCCUCCCGUUUAUCACAACAACUUCAACUAUGAUAAACGAUCUUUGUCACAUCCUAUGCAUCCAAGACCGCAUUUCUUUAUUACACCAGCUGAUUACGGUCAUUCCUCCGGUGGUCUUUCAAUCCAAGUUACAAUUCAGUCAAGGUCACCUGAUAAAUAUGUCCCCUUCUUGUCUGGUAUUCAGAGUUUACAAUCGGUUUUGAAUGCCUACUUAAGUCCUAUGGUUCAUGUGAUUCCAGCUCAGUCACUGUUGUUAUUUUAUCAUCCAGAUGCAACAUCAUCUGCUCACAUUCAUGGUGGAUCUGGUCACUAUUAUUUAGAAGGUUCAGGAGAUCUUAAAGAUCCACAUCAUCAUCAUCAUCCACUUCGUAUAACUGAACAAUUGUAUGAACCAAAUAGAAUGACUGAUCCUACUUCCUACAUAAUACCAAGGCGAACGUAUAAAAUACAACCACAAAAUGUGGGACAUGCAAUAAUCGAAGCAGUUGAUUUGUGUUUUCCAGCCUUAUCGGAAUCAAAUCAGCUGACUGAAAAUUAUUUCCAUCCAGCUAAAACUGAAUUCAGUGUCGAUGUAAUCGGUUUGAGUGCCAUUAAUCUUCGGGUUAUUGAUCGAAUCCAGCUUGGAGAUGAGGUUACAGCUUCUAUAGAAGCCAUAGGUACAGAUGGACUUGUAUUACCAGCGAAGUUUGCACGUUUGUUGAAAUUAUCAAUUGUUACUGAUCGUUUGGUUUAUUCAAAAUCUGGUCACAAGGAACCGCAUGACUCAAAAAGGAUACUUGGUGUUCCAGAUACCGAUGUGUCAUCUGAAUCAUUCUGGAUUUUGAAUUCUUCAAGUCUCGAAGCACCUUGUUCAGGUCAAUUCAGUGUUCGUGGUUUGGCUCUAGGUACUUCUCAGCUAAUGGUAACGUCUGUUAUUCCCAGAUUAUCAGGGAAUAAACCAAUCACUGUCCAAAGUAACGUCAUUGAGAUCCAGGUAUUUGCACCCCUUCGUUUAACUCCGUGUAACUUUAAUCUUCUCUUGGGCGCUGAAUAUGAACUUCAUGCAGUGGGUGGUCCUAGUCAAGCUUCACUAGAAUUCAUCCCUGAGUCUGCUUCAGGUCGCAUAACCGUUGUUAAAUCAAAUCCUACUAGUGUCUUGAUACGAGCAUCUGAAUCCUUGGGUUUGGCUACUAUUCGUGCUCGAGCAGUGGGAAUUUCCGGUGGAAAACAUGAUGAUUAUGUAAUCUACUCAGAGACGAUAUGCAGUAUUCAUGUCGUAGCUCUAUCUGGUGUACGUAUUGGAUGUCCACUCGCCAACAUGAAUGAGGUAAUCUCUCAAAUCCAUGAUCAUUCAAGUAUCCACGUCCAAGAGUUGUCUAACUCAGGUGAAUCAGACAGGCAUUUUCUUCUGUCCUGCCCACCUGGACGAACUAAUGACUGUGGGUCAACACCUUUGUGGGCCGAAGGUUUAGCACAUAGUCCUUAUUAUUCUGAAGAUCAGUCAAACUCAAAUUUAGUUUCUCCUUUGGGAAUGGCUGCCGUCUUUCCUCCAUUACGUUUUCGAUGGCACUUAAAUCCACCUGAGCCCAGUUCUGUGGCCCGCUUAGAAUACUGGCUUAAUCGGUUCGGUAUUGAUGCAGAUGAGAAUCACUCAGCAUCUGGAAUGAUUCUUGUCGGUCUGAAACCUGGCACUGUGACUGUUCAUUUGACAGUUGAGCCAACUGAUCCUAGUGCAAAACAGAUCAAUGCAGUAUCUACUGACGGUGUAUCAACGGAUCGGUUGCAUGCUCAACUAAAAAUUGUUAUUCUAUCACGACUUGGAUUGAAUUCACCACCUCGUGAACCGCAACAAAUCAUUUUAUCACCGAAUUCACAAUUGAAUUUAAUCCCAUGGACUGAUUUACGUUCAGACAGUAUUCUGCGCUACAAAGUUUCCACCCUUUCACACUACACGAACAUAUCAUUAGAUCGUACAGAUGAGAUAGUUACUGUCACUUCAGAUGGUAUAUUACGUGUGAAUGAUAAAUGUUCAAAUAUUGGGUCAAUAUGUCAAAUGACACUUCAAAUCGAAUCAAUACCAAAUGGAAAUUUAUUAAAUUUGAAACAAUCACACGAUUUUCAAACUUCAUUAAAACAAACAUUAAUCUUAAAUGUAUUUGUUAAAUUGCCACGUUAUAUGAUGUUUUCUACACCACGUGUUUUUAUUCCACAAAGUGAUAAAUCAUCAAAGAUCAAGGGUCUACCAGUCGGUGGACCGUAUAAAUUAGAAAUAACAUAUCAUGAUGAAUUAGGACGCUUAUUUGACGCUGUUUCAGAUGACUUCCAUCAAUUGAAAACAUCACUUCAUCGAUCAGAUCUAUUUUCUGCUCAAUUUAUACGUGAUUUUGUGACUGAGGAAUAUUUCCUUACGACGGAUAAUGCAUACAAUACAGCCCCUCGAAGUGCCGCUUCUUUUGGCAUGAGUAUUCAUUCUUCACAUAUGUCUUCUACAAUUGAUGAUAUUGAAUUAAUUCAAAGUGCAAAAAAGAAUCAACUGGAAAAGAAUCCUCAUUGGACUGUUAUGCAUAUAACACUAUCGAAUAAAAUUGUUGGCUUAUCUCCGAGUUAUUUAAGCUUACCACAUACUAAUUCACUUGAUCUUCUUGGUUUAACAUCUUUAGUUGAAGGUCAAUGGAUUUGUCUGCCAAAAUUAUCCACUUCAUCAAGUUUAGAGGAUACUUGGUCUUCGGUGGAUCCAUCUAUUCUAUGGAUUGAUUCUUCAAAACAGUUAAUAUUAGCACGUCAUUCUGGACAAGGAAUAUUAACUUACAGUCUUACACCUUCAAUAAAAGAUAGUCAACAGGAUGAAACAUUGAAAAAUUCCACUUAUUUUAAUACUAGAUUAAAUCCACUUACCUAUCUUAUCAAAUUGCCAGUUGUUCCUUUAGAAUUGUAUUCAUUUGGUAUGCCAUCUUCAAGUUUAAUACUUGUCGAUACUGGUAAUAGUAUUCCACAAAGUGAACCUAUCACAUUUCCUAUUGGUAUUGAUCGUCGAUCACGUGGUGAAUCAUUUUCACCUAUGCUACGUUUUCUUGUUCAGUUACCAACUAAAGAAAGUAGUACCAAUAUCCCGUGCACUAAAGCUCAUAGUUCAGCAUUCGCUAGUUCUGCUCCUUUCAAGUGUUUAAUUCGACUUCAAACAAACGAUGAAUUCCACAUGGAUUCAAAUUAUCGACCAAGUUUAUUACCGAAUUGGCUUUCACAUUUAGUACUCUGGGAGUAUAAUGAAACAGUGGAAACUAUCUUGGAGUCGGAAUCGGCUAAAUUCACUUUAGAACGAUCUUUAUCAACUCAACUAGAACCAUUGUCACAAUCGUCUCCCUUUUAUUCAACUUCUACUCAAUGGCAAUGUGUGGUACGCGCUCCUGCAUCAUGGUCAUUUAGUUUUGAUGCCAUUGCACUUACACUGUUGCCUAAAACAAGAAUGACACUACAAUUAGUUAGAAGUGAUAUAUCCAAAAAUGUUGAACAAGAAGAGAAUUCGUCAAUAAUUGCGCAGACAUCAUUACUUCCGUUGCCAGGCAUAAAAGUGCUUGUACCUCCAGCGUUAAAAUCACAAGAUGACGGUCAGUCAUCUACUUCUAGAAAUUUGUAUCAUUUCUGGAUUACGCAUACAGAUAGUUUUACUCAACGCCUACUGAUAUUCAUUCCACCAGCAACUUCAUAUGCAUUGAGUAUGAAAGAAUUAGGACAAGACAAAUUAUUAGUUAGAUCACAAAUGCCGGAUAUUUUAGAAAUUGUUGGUUCAGUACAUCCUGUCGAAAGUAUGCUUGAAAUUGUAGAUAUAUUAAAAAAUUAUAUACAAAGUUUAUCAUCAUCUGCAGCCUCAGUUACACUGACAUCAUACCCAAGUAGUGUUACAAGUGAACUAUCUCAUUGGUUGCAUGUAAUUAAUGAACAAAUUGAAAAUAUUGAAGAUGAUGCCAUCUCUGGUCAAAAUUCAUCUAUAUUAAAGCAUAAAGUUUUAUGGGCAAUUCAAGUAAGAUGUAUACCUGGUGAUGUUGCUAUUGAUACAGUAGUAAAUGUUGUGCUUAGUCUACGUUCAACCGGUCAGCAUAUUGAAAUCCCUGUGCGAGUUAGUCUACCAUCUGUUAGUCAAUUGGAUAGUAAAGAAAUAAUCAAACAGUCCACUUCGUCGCCUUACUUUUUAAAUUUCUCCUGGAUUCACCUGUUUGCUGUUAUCGUAAUCACAUUAUUGAUUGCUAUUAUUGUACACAUCAUAUUACGCAGUGAGACACUAGUAAGUACUUCAAGUGGUUCAAAUGUUGGAAAGUAUUCCACUGGUCCGCUUCCUCCGUUAACAACUAAUAGUCUGAAUCACUCUCAUGCUAAUGGUCAAUUGUGGAGUCAAAGCUUCAUUCCCAGCAGAAGUCCGAAUGCAUUUCGACAAUCUCCUCUGUCAUAUGCAGGCUUACGUUCACCUAACUAUUCACCUACAUUCCAUUCAGAAAGUUUACCGACUCACACUGGAUCUACUAAUAUUGUUCAACGUACUCCGCCUAAACUUAGUGUUGGCGGAAGUGGUGACUUAGUCAAUGAUGAGAGAAGAUGGCGACAGGCGCUUAGCGGUAAUGCUAGUCGUUUAAGAGAUAGUUUUGAUAAUAUGUAA